Messenger RNA from Sphenostylis stenocarpa, 555 nucleotides. Lineage: Eukaryota; Viridiplantae; Streptophyta; Magnoliopsida; Fabales; Fabaceae. The record is from the annotation of a GenBank genome assembly.
AUGCCUCAUCCGGCACACCACCCCCAAUCCCAACCCCAACCCCCACCCCAACCAAAGCCUAAUCCCAACCUCCUCUCCCUCUUCCUCAAACCCAUCAUCAUGCUCCUUCUCACCUCCCUCUUCUUCGUCUUCAUCGGCUUCGCCGCCUUUCUCCUCCUCCACCUCUUCCUUCUCGGCGGCGCCUUCCACCGCCUUCGCUUCCGCCCCUCUGCCGCCACCGCCUCCACCUCCAAGGCCCUCCCCCCUCGCGAAAUCAACAAGCUCCCUCGCUUCCGCCUCUCCCGGGCAUCCCACACCCUAACCGACGACUCCCGCUGCGUUGUCUGCUUGGACGCCUUCCGCAAUGGCCAGUGGUGCCGGAAACUCGCCGCCUGCGGUCACGUCUUUCACCGCAGGUGCGUCGACACGUGGCUCCUCAAGGUCGCCGCAUGCCCCACGUGCCGUACACCCGUGCGGUUCAGUGCCGGACCUCCUGUUCAUCACCCGACACAAGGUUCUGCUUUUGCCCAAUUUCAAAGCUGCGAAACUGACUCCAAUGUUCUCGCCCUUUUAUAG